Torulaspora delbrueckii is the source of this 1935-nucleotide messenger RNA. It is a transcript of the gene TIP20, whose product is annotated as Tip20p. The coding region runs from base 1 to 1935 and encodes 644 amino acids. Gene Ontology annotation, biological process: regulation of ER to Golgi vesicle-mediated transport; endoplasmic reticulum to Golgi vesicle-mediated transport; retrograde vesicle-mediated transport, Golgi to endoplasmic reticulum. NCBI's taxonomy places the organism in Eukaryota, Fungi, Ascomycota, Saccharomycetes, Saccharomycetales, Saccharomycetaceae. The record is from RefSeq and is a predicted model, not a curated record. The transcript has a single exon. Gene Ontology annotation, cellular component: Dsl1/NZR complex.
AUGUUAGCCGGCGUUGAAGACCUAUUUGAGAUCGAUCAGAAGAUCGCUGGGAUCGAGGAAGAACGAAAAAAGCUGGCUAAACAGUUGGAACGGGCUCGUGUCUUCGAAGAACGGGCAUUAGAAGUCGCUAAGAGGAAUAAUGAAUUGGUGGAUGAAAUUGUGCACAAGGCAACUAGUUUGGCUAAUGUACAAUCUCUCAGAGAGAAGUACGGUGAUUUGAAAGUCCUAAGGCAAUUAGAAUCGUUUUACCUUGAACAGGAAGCUCAAGAGAAGGCGCAGGAACGGCUAAAAGCGUUGGACCAAGAGCUCGAUAGUACCAACGAAGUUUCGUUGGAAAAACUCAAGUAUUGGUACGAUGAGCUAGUCGAUAUUGAUAGUUCUGGGCCUGUUUACACGAGGUUUGAAGAGAUUUGCCAACAAGAGGCCCAUAUCUUAAGCGAAGAAUUCAAAAAGACUCUUCUUGAGACAAAAUGGGAUACCCAGACAUUCGUGCCGGUAGCCAUUGAUACCAUGAGGCAGGCUUCUACCGAUCUGUACCAUCUAGGACAAUUCAUUUUUGGUGGUAAACCGCGAUUAUGGAAUUUCGAGUGUAUUGCCAACAAUUUCAAGAUCAGAUUCACAUAUCAUUUCCACAAGGAUACUUUCAAAUUGGAAACCUAUUUUAAUUUUUUGAACGAUUAUCUGCAAGAGAAUUUACACAAGGCUAUAAGUAUCUUCCACGAUGAAGGGCUCUCAAAGCAGUUUGUACUUGAACAGUUCAUCGACCAUGUAUUGGCACCAAUCAGGGAUAAAGUGCGCGCCAAUCUGAUGAGGGAUGAUCGUAGUAUCAUUAUAACACUGAUUUCGCAGAUCCUUAAUACGGACCGAAAUUUGUCACAUAAAUUUCAUUACCACGGAGAUGGCCUAAUUUCACUCAUCUCACCUGAAAUCUGGGAUCUAUGGCUAAGUCAUCAGGCCGGGAUAGCAACAAGACAAUACCAACAGAUUACUGCGAAUCCCAAGGAAAUGGCUCAAUCUGCAUCUGAUUUUUUAAAGCUUUUAAACAGGGCUUUCGAGACUUUGACGCCUUUCUACGAAAUAGAAGCGCCAUCACUACGCAGGUAUAAACUGUUGAGUUGCUCACAGAUCUUUAUCGGGCUUACUUCAACCUACAUGGAUUAUCUUGUUUCAGUGGAUGCCUUAGAUAAGCAACAUACGGAUGAGGAAGAACUUUACCAAACUCUGGUCAAAUUGCAAAACUUCAGUACCGUUUACAAACGAAUCUUUGAACUCUCACAGGAGUAUAUAAUGAUCUCUUUGACGGAUAUCGUCAAUGAGAAGGAAGGCAAGAACUAUCAGUCAUUGUUCCAAAGCGUUUUGACUGAGUACAGAAAGAUCAUCGAUGAUGUGACACAACCUACAAUGGUUCACCGAAUCCAGAAAUUACUUAAGGAAUCAUUGCGAAACUAUUUCAAGAUUGGCUCAUGGAGCUCGCAAAAUCAACAAAGCAGUAAUACUAGCGCAGAAGUGGUAAACGCAAUAAAGCUUAUGAGUAGGAUCAUUCUCGGUCUCGACUCAUUAGACAUUCCUCUCGAAGUUUCUUUAGCAAUAAAGAACGAUUUAUUGAAUAUCAUUGUCAAUUAUUUCAUCGAAUCCAUCCUUAAGCUGAACCGUUUCAAUCGGAUUGGAUUAAACCAGUUCAGACUAGAUUUUCAUGCUUUAAAAGAGUCUUUAAACCUACCUGACACUGCCGUUAGUAGUCAGGAAAUCGUCAUUACUGAACUACUCGCGAUCUUGGAUUUGAAAUACGAUACGAACCACAGCGAAUUUUUCGAAACUUCAUACAUCAAAAGGGCAGAAUAUAAUGAACUAAGAACAUUGCUGUCUAUCAAAAAAUUGAAGGAUUCGGAAAUCCAGGACGCAUUAUAUAGAGUAGCAUAUGGGAAUGUAAUAUAA